CCACCUUCCACUCCCACAAUACACAGACCCACGGAGAAAGCAAGAGGCAGCAGGCGGCCAGGCUCAGCUCCUAAGUUUCCUGAAGCCAAAUGGAAUGUGCCUGGUACCUUUGUGUCUGCAGCCUCCUCUAUGUCUGGCCUGCGGCAGCGGGACAUCCUUGCAGCAUUGACAGUAAGGGAUGGGCUGACUGCAGUGGAAAGAGUCUUCUACACACUCCAGAUUCCCUUCCUGGAAACAUUACCAGCUUGGACCUUUCCUUCAACUCCUUGGCAAUGCCCAGAAGUGGGACUUUCUUGAUACACUUCCCUUCGCUGCGUGCCCUAAACCUCUCCAACAACAUCAUUCCCAUGCUCCAUCCAGCAGUCUUCUCUAACCUCUGGGCACUUCAUCUGCUGGACCUGAGCAGCUGUAACAUCUCCCACCUUCACCCAGAAGCUUUCCAGGGCUUGAGAAACAUGCACACGCUGCUCCUGAAAAACAAUAAGCUUCAGAUUCUGCAGCUGCCUGCGUUCCUUGCCUUCGGAGCCCUUGUCCAUCUGAAUCUGCAGAACAAUGAUCUGCUCUCUGUGGAUGUACUAGUCCUGCAGCUGAUGGAAAGAACCCAUCAGAUCCUGCUUCAGGGGAACCCCUGGGUCUGUAAUUGUUCCAUGUAUCCUUUCCAGCAAUGGCUACAACAAAGACAAGGUGUGCAAGUACUCUGUGCCUCUCCACCAGAACUCCAGGGCCAGGAGGUCAAGACCCUGAACUUUCAGGAUCUGGGCUGCAGGAGAAAACAGUGGUUUCCUCAGGCUCAGCCUUCACUCAGAAGAAAACUGCUGGCCACAGUGCAGAGAAAUGACACAACCACCACUGCAGCAACCACCACGUCGCCUGCAGGGAAGGGAGGGAACAGCUGGCCAUACUUGGUGGGCUUCCUUGUAUCAGCUAUUGGCAUCUCCAUCCUGAUUGCACUGGCUGCAAAGUGCAAACUAUUCCAUAAGAACUUUGCCAGCUACCGCCACCGGCCACUGCCUGACACCAGCUCGAUGGGAGGCAGCCAUGCUGAGAGUGGGGUUGCCUGGGGGGAGAAUCAAUCCAUGCCUAGUGCUGCUGGGCUGCAACUGGAGGAUGAUGAUGGCUUCAUUGAAGAUAACUACAUCCAGCCAAGUGAACGGCUGCAGGAGGAAGACUAAUUGGAGCCACAUUCUCCCUCUGAGGCUGGGACUUCACCCAGGCUCCCCUCCCAGCCAUCCUUCUUCACCUUCUGGGGCCAGGGCUUUCAACUCCUGUCCUGUCCUUUCAGCUCUCGGCAGCCCAGGACCCCCACUUCCACUCCGAGCCUUCCUUCUCCAUCGAGUUGUCACUAUUCUUGUUUUAGCUUCCACUGUUUAACUUAGGGGGUGGGACCAACAUGAAAAAAGAAGAAGCUGAGAAGUGACAUGAGAGAAGAGUGUGAUGAGGAAGGGGUCAGCAUGGGAGAGGGGAUAAUGGAAGCAGAGCUUCCUGGGAAGCUACUAGGGUCCAAUUUUAUCCCUGGUGUAACAGCACCAACUUCAGUGGUGUUACACUAGGGAACAAUACAGCCCACAGUGCAGGGAGGUCUGCCUUGGCACUGAAAACAAACUGCUCUUUGCAUUAGUAUUUGAAAUGCCAUAAAGCACAGUGAAAGCCAGCCUGGUGCAGCCUUUGCUCCUAGCAUGAUGCCAGGGAGAGACCCCCACCCUCAGCACCAGCCUCACGCACCCUAGGCUGAGCCAGAGUUCCAGAAGACCAGCACUGAGAUGGACACACUCCAGGACAGACACUCCUGAAUCUGAGAGCCUGGUGACAUUGCACAGAGAAGACAAAGACUAAAACAUCCCCCAUGAAACCCUGACUCUCUGCAGCCUCCAGUGACUCUGCCCUGGAGAGGGAGGUACUGCACAUCAACACAACAAAGCCACUAACCUGUGUAUCAAGC
Molecule: messenger RNA, 1939 nt
Organism: Mauremys reevesii (Reeves's turtle)
Lineage: Eukaryota; Metazoa; Chordata; Testudines; Geoemydidae
Gene: C8H1orf210
Product: chromosome 8 C1orf210 homolog
Exons: 5
Coding region: 90-1172 (360 amino acids)
Molecular function (GO): protein binding
Source: RefSeq, a predicted model, not a curated record